AUGAUAAUCAGGUCCUUUUGUCGUCGCGCAAUCGCCUCGUCACUUGCCCUCGUCUUGCUGCUGGCCUCCUCGCCGGAGCCUGCGUACGCCAAAAAGGAUGGCCCUUCCAUCUCUUCCACCAAAUUCGACAAUGCUAUCGAAAAUGUAUUUUACUUCGACGACUCCAAUGUCGUCAUGGGCCAAGAUAAAGAGACAAAUACUGUCUGGCGUAGCGCCGACGCAGGACAGACAUGGACAGAGGUCAAUGGUCAAGGGCAGUCUGGUAACGCCUGGGAAUUGUACCCUCACCCGUGGGAUCCUAAACGCGCAUACAUCCUCGGAAUCAAAUUCGAUCAUUGGAUAACAACGGACAGGGGCGAGACAUGGAGAAGGUUCUCGUCUUCCGGCGCAGGACUGGCUCUGUUCCGCAGCAGUCCAUUGAGCUUCCAUGGGCGAGAUCCGAAAAGAGUCAUCUGGAACGGCGAGCAAUGUGUGGGUCUGGCUUGCACAGAUGUAGCCAUGUAUACGGAUGAUGACUUUGAGACAAUAAAAAAGAUGGGCAGCCAGACCAGAGGGUGUCAAUGGGCGGUCAGUACCCCCGACUUUGCCGAAGAAAUUGCCCCCGAAAUCAACGAUCGAAUCUUCUGCAUUGUAGAAGGUCUAUAUUCUCCUUGGCCCAAAGACAAUAGAUUGCUCGUGUCGGACGAUUUCUUUGACCGAGAGAAAGCCGAACCUGCAUUAGAUGAUGGUCGAGCCGUUACUGGUGUCAUCAGCAUGGCUGCGGUGAAGGGGUUUGUGGUUGCUGCUGCCAAGUCUGAAGGCACAGAUGAGCUGGCUCUAUAUGUGACCAAAGACGCCUCACAGUGGCACCGGGCAGAGUUUGGGCAGCAUCGGAUCAAUGAAGAUGCCUACACGAUCCUCGAAAGCACCAACUACAGCAUGCAAGUCGAUGUCCUCGGAUCAAGACCGUCCAAUCCAAUGGGCUACCUCUUCACGUCUAAUUCUAACGGAACAUACUUUACCCGUAACAUUGAUCAUACCAAUCGAAAUAUCUACGGGCAUGUGGAUUUUGAGAAGGUUCAAACGAUUCAAGGGAUUGUUCUCGUCAACACCGUGGAGAAUUGGGAAGAAGUCGAGCGCUCGACCGUGGCAGACAAGAAGAUCAUCUCACAAAUCAGUUUCGAUGACGGCAGGACAUUUCAAAAUCUCAAGGCCGGAGACAAACAAUUGCACCUACAUUCGGUGACCGAUGCCAAGCAGGCGGGCAGGAUAUUUUCUAGCCCCGCCCCUGGCAUUGUCAUGGGCGUUGGGAAUCCUGGGAAAUAUUUGAAAGAUUAUAAUGAUGGUGAUCUUUUUGUCUCGGACGAUGCGGGGGUGACAUGGUACGAAGGUCUCGACGGAGCCCAUCUCUACGAGUUCGGUAAUCAGGGAGCCGUCAUCGUUGCAGUCGAUAAUGAGGAGGCGACGAGUCACAUCAGAUAUUCCAUCGACCAUGGAAAGACGUGGACUAAGGCCGACCUAGGCGAAAAAGUCCGUGCCGCAUUUCUCACCACCGUUCCCGAUUCCACUACCCUCAAAUUUCUCAUGAUGGGCUCGCGCGGAUCCGGUGCCAAAACAGAAUGGUUCAUGUUCAAAAUCGACUUUGAAGGCCUUCAUGGGCGCGUUUGUGGAAAGGAUGACUUUGAGCGUUGGCCGGCUCGAGUCGAUGCGGACGGCAAGCCCAGCUGUCUCAUGGGGCACAAGCAAUUCUUCCGUCGACGCAAAGCUGACGCCGAAUGCUUCAUUGACGAUGAGUUCAAGGACCCCGUCCCUGAGUUUGAACCGUGUGUUUGCACAAAAGCGGAUUUCGAGUGUGACUAUAACUUUAUCCGGGAUCCAAACGAUCGGUCGAAAUGCCUUCCCGCCGGGCCGGUUUCUGUUUCGGAAGGAGAAUGUAAGAAUGAGAAGGAUACAUAUCGAGGUCCAUCUGGAUGGCGAUUAAUCCCGGGAAAUGAGUGUAAUCGCAAAGGUGGAGAGGAACUCGAUAAAGAAAUUGACAGGCCAUGUUCGGAUACCGUGAAGAAACCAGUUUCCGGUGACAUUGUGGUUGAGAAGACCAAUUUCAAUGCCGAUCGCUUCUCUGAGUGGUAUUAUCUCGAAAGAGGCGACAAGUCUGAUAGAAGCGACGAGACCAUUGUGAUGCGCACGAGCGAACGAGACAUCUUUAUCACUCGAGAUCACGGCAAGUCUUGGGAACCAAUUCUGAAGGGCGAGCCCAUCACUGCCAUCGCUCCCAAUCCUCACAACUCCGACGUGGUUUUUUUCCUGACUAGCUCGAAGACGGUACAUUACACCAUUGAUCGGGGAGACCGAUUCGACCAGUUUUCAGCACCGGAGCGUCCGAGCAAUCUGAGAUUACCGACGUUAAAAUUCCAUCCACAAUACAAGGAUUGGUUGCUCUGGGCCGGCGCCGUCGGAAAAGAUGACCAUACCAAUGUUUUCUUCUCCAAAGAUCGUGGUGAUCAUUGGCAGACGUUGGUUCGGUACGCCAGGAAGUGCGAAUUCAUUUCCAGAGAAGGGGAAGCCAGGUCGGAUCAACUCAUCUAUUGCGAGCAGUACGAGGAUGAGAAUCCCGACAAAAACCUCAGGCUCUUGUCCAGUGACAACUUUUUCGGGGACUCAACAGUUCAUUUCCCGGACAUUCUGGACUUUGCCACGAUGUCGGAAUUCAUCAUUGUUGCGGCCAAGACAGAAGAUCGGCAGAGCUUGAAGGUGGAUGCCAGUGUUGAUGGACGGACUUUUGCCCCUGCCGAAUUUCCCAGGAAUUUCCACGUUGAUCACCAACAAGCCUAUACGGUGCUGGAUAGUUCAACCCAUGCCGUCUUUCUUCACGUCACGGUCAAUGCCAUGCCCGAUCGUGAGUAUGGAGCAAUCAUCAAAUCGAAUAGCAAUGGGACAUCGUACGUUCUCACUCUCAGUGCGGUCAAUCGUGAUAACGAAGGCUAUGUCGACUUCGAAAAGAUGCAAGGACUGGAAGGAGUUGCCAUGGUCAACAUUGUGUCAAAUCCGGAGGAGACGAAUCAUGGCGAGAAGAAAAAACUCAAGUCAAUGAUCACACACAAUGACGGGGCAGAGUGGGCAUUGAUUCCGCCCCCGAAAAAGGAUGCCUCUGGGAAUGACUACAAAUGCGUCAAAGAAGCUAAUAAAGCCGGCCCGAAAUGCUCUCUGCACAUUCAUAGUUACACUGAACGAGCCGACAAAUCCGCCACAUUCUCCAGCCCUAGUGCGGUUGGUCUCAUGAUGGCCGUUGGUAAUGUGGGUGAAUAUCUUCUUCCCAAAGACGACGAGAGCACAGACACAUUUAUCACUCGCGAUGCUGGCAUAACGUGGACGUCAGUCAAGAAGGGUAGUUACAUGUGGGAAUAUGGUGAUCAAGGCAGCAUCAUCGUCAUUAUCAAGGAAUCACAACCAACCAGGAGCCUUUUCUACACCCUCGACGAAGGUGAAUCAUGGAGAGAAUUCGAAUUUUCCCCCAACGUCGAAAUGCAAAUUGACGCCAUUACCACCGUUCCGUCAGACAACUCUCGAAAUUUCUUACUUUGGGGUCGGGAAGUAGGAAACAAUGCCAGACAGGGCAUUUUUACAGUCCAUCUUGAUUUCGGUGGACUCGAGGAACGACAGCGAAAAUGUGACCUGGACGAGCAAAACCCGGUUAACGACGAUUACAUGCUAUGGGAACCGAAACAUCCCAUGCAAGACUCGAACUGCCUAUUUGGACAUGUGGCCCAAUACCAUCGCAAGCGAGCCGACGCGCAAUGCUUCAACGGCAAGAAAAUUGACCAUCUUCACAACAUCGCGCAGAACUGCAGCUGUACCCGACAAGAUUUCGAAUGCGACUAUAAUUAUCAAGUUCAGCCGGACGGAACAUGUCAGCUCGUGCCCGGCCUCCAACCGCAGGAUCAUAAACAGAACUGUCGUGAUAACCCCGACCAAGUCGAAUUCUGGUACCCAACAGGCUAUAGGCGAAUACCGCUGACGACGUGCCAAGGAGGCCGAGAGCUGGAUAAACUGGAAAGCAGACCGUGCCCAGGCCAUGAGGAAGAAUACGGAAAGAAACACGGCAUCAGUGGUGCGGCAUUGUUCUUUGCCAUUGUCAUCCCUCUUGCUGCCGCGGCGGGGAUUGGAUAUUGGGUAUACACGAAAUGGCAGACUGGGUUCGGUUCGUUUGGCCAGAUCAGGCUCGGCGAGAGCAUGGGAGAUACGUCGCAGUCAAGAGAUCCAGCCUGGAUUACAGUGCCGGUGGCGGUGGUUAGUGGCGUCGUGGCGGUCGCGAAGGCUACUCCCCUCCUUGUCAUGAGUCUCUGGAGGAGUGCCAAAGGAUAUGUUCCCCUGGGCUCUGGAGGUGGCGGAAGAUUUGGAGUUGGAAGAGGAACCGGUGCCAGUGGGUAUGGAGCCCCUUAUCGUUCGAGAGAUGCAUUUGCAAGGCGCGGACAAGAUUAUUCCCAGGUUGUCGAGGACGACGAGUUACUCGGGGAUGGGCUGGAUGAGGAUGAAGAAGUUUGA
Messenger RNA from Rhinocladiella mackenziei CBS 650.93, 4521 nucleotides. RefSeq lists its product as uncharacterized. Gene Ontology annotation, cellular component: Golgi apparatus; membrane. The coding region runs from base 1 to 4521 and encodes 1506 amino acids. The transcript has a single exon. Gene Ontology annotation, biological process: protein targeting to vacuole; Golgi to endosome transport; Golgi to vacuole transport. Gene Ontology annotation, molecular function: protein binding. Lineage: Eukaryota; Fungi; Ascomycota; Eurotiomycetes; Chaetothyriales; Herpotrichiellaceae. The record is from RefSeq and is a predicted model, not a curated record.